This is a messenger RNA of Pimephales promelas (fathead minnow), 1319 nucleotides long. It is a transcript of the gene hmbsb, whose product is annotated as hydroxymethylbilane synthase, b. Lineage: Eukaryota; Metazoa; Chordata; Actinopteri; Cypriniformes; Leuciscidae. Gene Ontology annotation, biological process: heme biosynthetic process. The record is from RefSeq and is a predicted model, not a curated record. Gene Ontology annotation, cellular component: cytoplasm. Gene Ontology annotation, molecular function: hydroxymethylbilane synthase activity.
GACGCACUUUACGGAAGCCAACUUCGACCUGUGACAGUUGCGAAUGACAUUUGUCCUACUUUAAUAUUUUCGUUUUCAAAAUCAUGAAUGAGAAAUUACUACAGUUUCGACGAGAUCAGCACUGAUUCGCUUGGAUCAUCUUAGAAAAUGUCGGGAAAGACAAAUCUCCAGGACGGUGAUGGCAGAGUCAGCAGGGUGAUCCGUGUUGGCACCAGAAAAAGCCAGCUGGCUCGGAUUCAGACUGACAGUGUUGUAGAGAAACUCAAGGGGUUACACCCUGAUGUUCAUUUUGAAAUAGUGGCUAUGUCAACAACUGGAGAUAAAAUACUUGACACGGCUCUAUCCAAAAUAGGUGAAAAGAGUCUCUUCACAAAGGAAUUGGAGAAUGCUUUGGAAAAAAAUGAGGUAGACCUGGUUGUGCACUCUUUGAAAGACUUGCCUACUGUUCUUCCUGUGGGCUUCACUAUAGGAGCCGUGCUGAAACGAGAAAACCCCCAUGAUGCUGUUGUCUUGCACCCCAAAAAUAAAGGCAAACGUCUCGAUGCUCUCAUCAACAAGAGUGUUAUAGGUACCAGUUCUCUUCGUCGGGCUGCACAACUGAAGAAAAGAUUUCCCCACCUGGAGUUUAAAGACAUUAGAGGUAAUCUCAAUACCCGUCUCAAGAAGCUGGAUGAAAACAAUGAGUUUUCUGCCAUCGUCUUAGCAGCAGCUGGUCUUCGAAGAAUGGGCUGGGAGAACCGCAUUGGCCAGAUCCUUGGGCCUGAGGACUGCAUGUAUGCCGUUGGACAGGGCGCUCUGGCAGUUGAGGUGAGAGCUCGAGACCAGGACAUCCUGGAAAUGGUGUCAGUAUUAAAUGACACGGACACUGUGUUGAGCUGCAUCGCGGAGAGAGCGUUCCUCAAACACCUGGAAGGUGGGUGCAGUGUUCCAGUCGCUGUUUACACUGAAGUUAAGAAUUCACAGAUCUACAUGACCGGAGCAGUAUUCAGUCUUGAUGGUUCAGACAGUCUGAAGGAGACAAUGCAGACAAGCAUCAGCUCAGACAAUCAGACUGAGGAACAGGAGAAGGUUGAUGAGAAGGUCCAGCGUGUGGGUAUCACUGCUUUAAAGGUGUCAGGAGCAGCCCAGGAUGCCGCAGUGAAGUUAGGAGUUGACCUUGGAAAUCUGCUGCUCAGCAAAGGGGCCAAAGAGAUACUGACUGUAGCCAGACAGCUUAAUGAUGCACGAUAGGUACAAAAUAGUCUGUAUUCAUAGCUGAAGACCAACCACCCCCUUUUCCAGAAGUAUUUUUUUAAAGGUCUACAACUAUUUAAGUGUCA